Messenger RNA from Dicrocoelium dendriticum, 270 nucleotides. NCBI's taxonomy places the organism in Eukaryota, Metazoa, Platyhelminthes, Trematoda, Plagiorchiida, Dicrocoeliidae. The record is from the annotation of a GenBank genome assembly.
AUGACACGCUAUACACCCGUGUCCGAUUUUUACUUUGUAGAUCGUUUACGUAACGGCAACUCUUCCCUACGUCUUCCUGACCGUCAUAUUUAUCAGAGGAUGCACUCUACCAGGCGCCUGGACCGGGUUGAAGUUCUACAUCGUACCCAGUUGGGACAGCUUAAUGAAAAUCCAAGUUUGGAUUGCAGCUGCCACUCAGAUAUUUUAUUCCCUUGGACCGGCUUGGGGUGGUCUCGUCACGUUCGCCUCGUACAAUCAGUACAACCAUAA